AUGUCGUAUCCGACCUUGCCCGCUAGUCUCGCGCCCCCGACGCCCCAGCGUCCCCUUCCCGGUGCUUGGAUGCAGACUCCUGCCGUCGCUCGUCAUGGGUCAUUUCAGUCGCCUUCUCAGCAACCACUUCAGCAAUCAUAUCAACAAUCACAGAAGCCCCAGGCCCAGCCACAGCAGCAACAGCAGCAGCCGCAGCCACCGGCCAUUGCGUCCCAAUCUCCGUUCAUGUCUCGAAUCGCUCCAGUCGCGUCGCACCCCCAAUCUCAGCCAUUGACUACAGAGGAACGGGGGGCGCGCACCAUCAAUGAGACGCUUCUGAAAGAGUCGCGAUACCCCGACCUUGACAGCUACCUGUCGCAGGGCUUCUCUUCCGAAUACGACAUACCAGUCUCUCAGUCAUGGGCACCUUUCCAAAAAGUGAAGAUGUACAACAUUCCAGAUCAAAUCUUCGAUCAGUACAACCGCGCUCAGGUGUCCACGAGCAUGGGUCUAUUCGCUGAGCUGAAUCACGCGUGGGUUUCAAUUGAUAAUGCGCUCUACCUCUGGGAUUUCACACACCCGAGUCCUCAAUUGGUCGGAUUUGAGGAUCAGCCGAACAGUAUAAAUGCAGUGAAGCUAUUGAGGCCCCGUGCUGGAGUCUUCUUGCCGGCGAUUACUCACCUACUUGUGGUGGCUACAACCGCAGAGGUGAUUUUGCUUGGCAUGGGUGUGGAACCUACAGCGAAUGGAUCGAAGCAAGUCACCUUGUAUCAAACGGGCAUGUCAGCGUCAAUUCGGGGAUUGGAUAUCAAUGUCUUUGCCUCGUCGGAUGCUACGGGCCGGAUUUUCUUUGGAGGGCUGUCGGACAAUGAUGUGUAUGAGCUCACAUAUCAACAGGAGGAAGGCUGGUUCCAGAAUCGAUGCCGAAAAAUCAACCACACCAGCUCAAGGCUUUCCGCUUUCGCGCCAUCAUUAAGUUUCUCGAACCUUGCCGCUCUGGCGCAAAAGACCGCCGAGUAUGUGGAGCAAAUGGUGAUCGACGACAGCCGACGACUUCUGUACACUCUGUCGUCAACCUCUACGAUUCGCGUCUUCCAUAUGAAAGAUGACGGCGCCAUUUCCCUCGCGAUUACCAAGGCCGCGCUAGACAUCUACUCUAACAUCGGACACAUCAUUGCGUCUAACGAGACAUUGAACUCCAAGGUGAAGAUCGUGUCAAUUAGCCCCGUACCUGCGGCAGAGGCGUCGCGGUAUCAUCUUGUGGCCACCACAGCCACAGGUUAUCGAAUUUAUCUGAGCGCCACCAACGCCUACAGCUGGUCGCCCUCUUCCAACGGCAGCAGUGCACCCACAAGUAUGCAAGCGCAACAUGUGAAGACGCCACCAGUCGAAAAUAAUGCCGCCUUCUCUGCCGUGUCAGCGCCAACUGAGUACGGCAUGUCACGGCUGAACGCCGCGGUCACGAAGUACCCAAUUCAAUCUUUAUCGCCCGCGCGAAUGGCUACGCGAUUCCCACCUGGGUUCUUUUUCUGCUUUACGUGCAAGGAUGUCACUCAAAAGAUGGAUACACUGUUCAUAUCCUCGCCCGAUCCCGGUCGUCUGAACCAUCAGCCAGAGAGUGUGAACAUUGCCAAGACGGCAGAGUCGGCCGUUUGGCUCAGUCUUGGUGGAAGAGCGGAGGAUAUCGGCUUGUGUUCCAGUGGACCAGCCGGAAUUUCGGGGGGAGCUGCCGAGAUCGCUAUUUUGACCAAUAGCGGAAUUCACGUCAUUCGUCGCAGGCGUCUUGUGGACAUCUUCGCGGCAUUGGCACGCAGUCGCGGCAGCGCUGAAGGUGAGGUUGGCCUUGAACAAGAAGUUGUCAAUUUCAUCAAAGCGUACGGGCGCAACGAGACUGUGGCCACCGCACUAGCCGUUGCAUGUGGUCAAGGUGUAGAAGUCUCCCCGGACCAGAGACUCACGCCGAUCAACGAUCCAGAAGUCCUGGAGUUUGCUCGCCGGGUUUUCAUCGAACAAGGUGGCCGUCCAGUGCCCGAUGAGAAUACUGUCCAGGACAAUGUCACCCCUGCAAUCGAUACUAUCCACCUUUCUCCUCGUCACGAUGGUAUCGCUCUGUACAUCUCACGUUUGCUACGCUCCAUCUGGAAGAAGAGCAUUACUCGUGUUGGAAAGGGGCCAAAUGGUGCGGCCUCCGUAUUUGCCUCCGUAGGCGCCGCGAAGCUGCGUGCCAUUCAGCACGAUCUCUCUUCUCUUCAGGAGUUCUUCAAGAUUAACAAGAGUUUCAUUGAAGGGUUGACUGGACCGGAAGAGCUCGCCAGAGUGUCCAACAAGCAGCAGGAGACGGCAUUGCAAGCUGAGCACCGCGCUUUACACUCUCUUGUUCAAUUGGUGUCACACACCAUUGAGGGUAUCUCAUUUGUUUUGGUGCUAUUCGAUGAGCGCGUGGAUGAGAUUGUGGCUUCGCUACCUGAAGAGUCCAAGGAGCGAUUCCUGAAGUUGACGUUCGAGGAGCUUUUUAGCACCGGUAAAGGUCGCGAGAUUGCCAAAGAGUUGGUUAAGGGCAUUGUGAACCGAAACAUCGCCAAGGGGUCUAACGUGGAAACUGUGGCCGAUGCUCUUCGUCGUCGUUGUGGUAGCUUCUGCAGCGCUGAAGACGUGGUCAUUUUCAAGGCCCAGGAGCAGCUCAAGCGCGCCACAGAGGCCGGCGCCAAUUCAGAGCUGGGUCGCAACUUGCUUAACGAGAGUUUACUCUUGUUCCAACAGGUUGCCGAGAAUCUCCCCAUGGACUAUCUGGUCUCGGCCGUGGACAACUACAUUUCCAAUCAAUUCUUUGCCGGCGCCAUCUCACUUGCGCUCCACGUAGCACAGCGCUCAGAUAAGGCGAACAUGGCUCUCCCCUGGAUUAUGGAUGGGCGCCCUGAUCAGGACCCUCGCAAACAAUAUUUCUUGUUCCGCCAACAAUGUUACGACCUGAUCUUUAAGGUCAUAAUAGCUGUUGACACUCAGGCAGCCUCUGGCCCUCAUGUCAUUGAUGGGCAACUUACCGUGAUCGCCAAGCGGCAAAAUGAGGCAUAUGGCGUUAUUUCCGACUCAUCUGACGAGGUCUUCCUGACGAGUUUGUAUGACUGGUACUUGGAACAAGGGUGGAGCGAGCGACUCCUGCAGACUCAGUCAUCCUUUGUCGUAAGCUAUCUUCAGCGCAAGUCGAACGACGAUAUCGCUCAUGCCGAUCUGCUUUGGCAAUACUACGCUCAAUCUCAGCGAUUUUUUGAGGCGGCCGAGGUUCAAUUCCAGCUCGCACAGAGCGCGUUUGCACUGCCCCUCAGUCGGCGCAUUGAAUACCUGGGUCGCGCUCGCGCCAACUGCUCUACAUUGACCCGUGACGUCGGACGUCAAGAGCGCCAACGCCUGCUUCAGGAAAUUUCUAAUCUGAUUGAUGUUGCCAACAUUCAAGACGAUCUUCUUCAGCGUUUGAAGGACGACGAGCGUAUUGCUGCAGAGCGCAAGCCCGACGUGCUUGCCGAGGUGGACGGUCCGGUCUCGGACAUUAGUACGCUCUUCAACCACUACGCAGACCCGGCUGGCUAUCACGACAUCUGCCUUCAAAUUUUCUUCAUUGGCGACUAUCGCAAUGCGGCUGAUAUCAAGGCCAUGUGGCAGAAGCUGAUUCAUGAAAUUCACGAGCGGACCGUUGAACGGGGCACACCGCAACCAUAUGAAGCGGUCGUUGAGAAGGUCCGCAGCCUCGGAAGUCGACUGCGAAUGUCCGAAACGGUCUUCCCCAUCCGUGAGCUACUCCCUAUGUUGGAAAGAUAUUCCCUUGAGUUCCAACGUAGCGUGAGUGCAAGCUACUGGGUGGUCGAUCUAUUCCUGGAUCUGGGAGUCGCUCAUGACUCGCUGUUCACUGUCCUCGAGGCGAUGUUCUACACCGACGAGGCACCUUUCCAGGGUUCUAACCGCCGAUACAUUGCCAAGGACUUGCUCUACCUUGUGGAAGGGUGGUUCCGCGAGAGUGCCCGCAUGGGCGGCUUGGUCUUUGGCGGCGAACCGCAAGCUGAGCGCGUAUCUGAGAUCCUGGCGAUGAUCAUGCAGGCCGGAACUGCAACGACGCCUGAGAUCAAUGAGAGGUGUCAAGAAUUACGGCAGCGUAUUGAAGAUUUGCUGCGAUGA
Messenger RNA from Penicillium diatomitis, 4146 nucleotides. Its product is annotated as putative non-repetitive nucleoporin. Gene Ontology annotation, molecular function: structural constituent of nuclear pore. Lineage: Eukaryota; Fungi; Ascomycota; Eurotiomycetes; Eurotiales; Aspergillaceae. Gene Ontology annotation, biological process: transcription-dependent tethering of RNA polymerase II gene DNA at nuclear periphery; protein localization to nuclear inner membrane; RNA export from nucleus. The coding region runs from base 1 to 4146 and encodes 1381 amino acids. The record is from RefSeq and is a predicted model, not a curated record. Gene Ontology annotation, cellular component: nuclear pore inner ring; nuclear pore. The transcript is spliced from 6 exons.